Lathyrus oleraceus (garden pea) is the source of this 2026-nucleotide messenger RNA. RefSeq lists its product as uncharacterized. The record is from RefSeq and is a predicted model, not a curated record. The coding region runs from base 207 to 1757 and encodes 516 amino acids. The transcript is spliced from 5 exons. Lineage: Eukaryota; Viridiplantae; Streptophyta; Magnoliopsida; Fabales; Fabaceae.
AAUAAUAAUAAUAAUAAUAACGCUGUUAUUGUUAUCACACACACCUUUCAUUUCAAAAUCUCUGUUCUUCCUCUUCACGAGGUUACUUCACUUCUAGUUCCACUCUACUAGCGCCUCUUUACACCAUUUACUCUCUCCUUUUAAACUCUUCUAUCUCUUCUUUAUUUGUUAUUCUUUCUUUCAUUGCAUGAUACAGUACUACUACAAUGUAUACUUCAUCAUCAACAAGAAGACCUAAAUGGCACCACCAUCCUCCUCCUCCUCCAACGCCGAGAAUCCUUCACUUCCCUCGCCGUCCUCGCCGGAGAGUCCCUUCUUCCUCCUCCUCCUCCUCCGCAGCCCGGAAUGACCUCAAAGCCAACAAUAGUAACAUGCUGGGGUCUUUGUUUGAUAGAGAGAAACGUGCACCUCCUGCCGAAGCUCAUGUUCCUGUAGUACUGUUGGAGGAAGAGAGGAGGAGGGAGAGAGUUGUUACUGAGAGUGGCGAUGGGUUGGAGGAAGAGAAGUGGAAGUUUCAAGCGGAGAUGUUGAGAGCGGAGUGUAAUUUGUUGAGGAUGGAGAAGGAAAUUGCUGUUAAGAAGCUCGAGAGAACUCGUUCGAAAAUGGAACGGACUUUAAGAUCUGUUGUUCAUACCCUUGUUUCUGGGAGAAUAGAGAUUUGUGAAGGAAAGAGUAUUGACAUGGUUUUGGAUGAGGAGAUUCGUGAGUUGACAAAGAAACUUCAGAAGCUGCAAAGGAGAUCAACAAUGAAGGAUUUUGAGGGAAGGAAGAGUAGUAGAAAUUUUGAUAAACAAGUUACUGUUCUGCAGAGACGGCUCCAGAAGAUCGGAGGACCGUCGGAUGGAGUAUAUUUAAGGGAGUUUGAAGAGAUGGAAAAUGUUAGCUUGAAUGUUAGAAGAAAUGGAAGAUUUGAUGAUAGUGUUGUGGCAAGUGGAAAAUUGAAUGUGGAGAUUCUACGAAGGAAAAUGGAGGGAUUGUCAAAGGGGGUAUUAUUAGAGAGAAUGGAGGAAGAGUACAAUUCACUGCUGUUGUCCACUGCUAGUAGCUCUCUUACUAGUUCUGGUUCAACUUCCAAGAGAGUUGAGUUUCAACUACCUCAUCAGGAAAAAUUGUCAUGUGAAGGGAACCUAUGCUCAGGACAUUGCAAGACUAUUGUAAGAAAAAUAGUGGAGCAAGUUAGAGUUGAGACAGAGCAAUGGUCACAAAUGCAGGAGAUGCUUGGUCAGGUGAGGGAAGAAAUGGAAGAACUGCAGGCUUCACGAGACUUCUGGGAAGAUCGCGCCCUGCAUUCGGAUUCUCAAAUCCAAUCUCUACACAAUGCUGUGCAAGACUGGAAACAAAGAGCUCUUUCUUCCGAAAGCAAGAAAAACGAGCUUGAGGAGAAACUUUCCAUGCUCUACGGUGAUCUCGAAAGGUUUAGGAGCGAACAGAAUGCAGUUAAGGAGACUAAAUGUUCGUCGACUCCCUUGGAUACGCAGAACGAGUUUGAGAAGCGAAUAGUAGUUUGCAGCACAAAGGAAAACAGUAGUAGUGUUGCUGAAAACAGAAAACAUAGGGAGGUUUUAAGGAAUGGAGAAAGAAAAACACAUGCUGCUAGUGCUAGAGGUGGUUUACUAGCUCCAAAGCGAUCUCCGUUUCGAGACAUUGGGAACAACUCAUCGUUGUUGACGAGGCAUCAGAAUGGCAAAGCAGUUUUCCCUUUGCAUUGUCAUCUUUCUUCAAACACUGAGAAAACUUACCGCUCGAAGGAAAACUGAUCAGUUCUAACAUAAAAUUACCUGCCAUAACAUAAUCAGGCGAAGAAGGCGCACAAUGAAUUUGGUGUUUCUUGUUUUAAAAUCGAUGGUUCGGGAACUAUCGUGUAAUAUGUACUAUGCUUAGGAUGUGUAUCGAUAAAUAACUCAAUUAAGAGAUUAUUGUCGAGUUGUUAUGAGGAAGUUUUUGUUUUUACGAGUCGUCUAGAGCGACAUACGAAAAUAAACUGAAAACAACUUAUGAACUUAUUAUCAUAAAUGAUUUUAAUAAA